CCACCCCUAACAGGCUGUGUGUAUAUCAGUCCCUGCCCAGCCCUGUUAUGGUUCCCUCACCCUGGGAUUAUAGUCACUGUGAGAUCUGUAUCCGGCCCCUGUGACUCUCCUGCCCCCCCCGGGGUCCCACCCAGGUACUGACCGAGCAGCUGCCCCAGUCCCAGGAACAGAUCGGAUCUUUGUCAGAGAGACAUGUCAUCAACAGAGUUCCAGUCCAUAAUACAGAAUGCCCCCAAAGGAGAGCCACCCAGCUACACCACCAUAGCACCCUAUGCCCCCCCGGACACCUACCCCCCAGUUGACUCUGGUCCUUUCAUGGGCACCACGUAUGCAAUGGGGGUUCCACAAGGGAUGGAGCAUCUCCUGCAGAUAAACCAACUCUCUAUACGGGAAAAGUUUAAAGUGACGCAGGGCUGGGGGCGGAACUUCGAUGUGCUGAACCCCGUGGGACAGGGGGUGCUCCAGGCGGAGCAGCGCAUACAUUGCUGUGGCCCCAUGUUUGACGUGACGGUGAGAGACAUGCGUGGGAAUGACGUGAUGGCGCUACAUGAAGGCUGCCAUUGUUGCAGCAGGGAGAUGGAGGUUCAUAGCCCAGACGGGGGCCUCUUGGGGUUUGUCACUCUGCACUGGAACUCAUUUGUCACCCACCUGUCAAUCAAGAACCCCGCCAAGCAAGUGCUCCUCCUCAUCCUCGGCCCCAGUCUCCAGGCCAACGUCUUUGGAAAUAUCAGCUUUGAGGUGAAGUCCAGUGAUGAACAACAUGUUGUCGGGAUGAUCAGACACACGAAUGAGGAGGUGACAGUCUCUUUCCCGUUGGAUAUGGAAGUGACAGUCAAAGCAAUUUUAGCUGGAUCCGCCUUUUACAUGGAUUCUCUCAUUUACCAGAGGAGGACUGAGCUGCUGAGGAGAAGAAACAGCAACUGAGGGGGGGGGGCAAUCACUAUGAUGUCAGAUGGCGUUGCCUGGUCACAUGACAUGCACUCUGAUUGGUUGAAGCCGGACUCGCAGUAGCGCAGGGGGGGCAGAUUUAUUGCACUAAUGAUUUGUUGUAGGGGAAACACUUGUUGCCAUUUGGGCAUUACCCCCCCCCAUGGGUGGGACACCCCGUAACUGUGGGUAUGAGGGGGGCUGGGCGGAGCUUCACUGAGUUUUCCUCAUUAUUAAAUCUUUGCCAAAUCAGCUUUUUAUAUGAUACAGAGAAUGGAGUUUGUGCUUAUUUUCUUUUAAAUGAAUCUCCCAGUCUGAGCCUGGGGGGGGGGGGGGGGGGGGGGCUGUGAGCAAAGGGGGAAUAAGAGAGAGUUUAAUGGCAACAAAAAUGUAUAAAAUAAUAAAAAUACUCUUUAAGCCUCAA
Molecule: messenger RNA, 1351 nt
Organism: Xenopus tropicalis (tropical clawed frog)
Lineage: Eukaryota; Metazoa; Chordata; Amphibia; Anura; Pipidae
Product: phospholipid scramblase 1-like
Exons: 7
Coding region: 193-924 (243 amino acids)
Biological process (GO): plasma membrane phospholipid scrambling
Molecular function (GO): phospholipid scramblase activity
Source: RefSeq, a predicted model, not a curated record